AUGGACCCAAACACCCCAUAUUGUCGCGAGCUGGCCUCGCCAGGCAUCUUCCAGCCUGUGUUAUCAGUCUUGAUCAUCAUCGGCAUCCUCGUUUCCUACCUGCCCCAACACAUCCGCAUCAUCGCGCGCCGCAGUUCCUUUGGCAUAUCACCCUACUUCGUUCUCUUGGGCACGACUUCAGGCACGUCGGCUUUUGCCAACAUCCUUGUCUUCCCCAAGACCGCCCAUGACGUCGCCUGCUGCUCGCAGCUCAGCGGGCCGGCUUGCUUCGCCGGUCUGCUAGGCGUGUUCCAGAUGGGCAUGCAGUGGCUGUGUUUCUUUUCCAUCCUACUGCUCUUCGUAAUCUACUUCCCGCGCGCGACGUCGCCCACCGACCCCGUGGCGUCAGUGUCUUCCACCCCGAGCGGUCCCACAUAUCGUACCGCACUCACCAUCACCGCAAUCUGCCUAUUGCAUGCAAUCGCGACACUCAUCAUCUCCGUCGCCUUUUAUCUGCGCCGGCCAUCCGCGCUCCCUGCCUGGGCGAACUUCCUCGGCGUCUUGUCUGCCGUCCUUGCGUCGAUCCAGUACUUCCCACAGAUCUACACGACCUUCCGACUCCGAUGCGUGGGAAGUCUGAGCAUCCCGAUGAUGUGCAUACAGACACCGGGAAGUUUGGUCUGGGCUGCGAGCUUGGCUGCGCGCGAGGGCGCCAAGGGCUGGAGUAUUUGGGGCGUGUUGGUGGUCACGGCCUGUCUACAGGGAACGUUACUGGUGAUGGGGAUCUACUUUGAAUACUUUGGUCCUGAAAGCAAACAGAAUGAGAAUGCGUCCGAGAGACUCGAGGCGCCUGCGCCGGAGGCUGUCAAUGCAGAGCAGCCUUCUGAAGAGACUCCGCUUCUGCAAAGUCAGUAA
Molecule: messenger RNA, 894 nt
Organism: Penicillium cinerascens
Lineage: Eukaryota; Fungi; Ascomycota; Eurotiomycetes; Eurotiales; Aspergillaceae
Product: PQ-loop repeat-containing protein
Exons: 3
Coding region: 1-894 (297 amino acids)
Source: RefSeq, a predicted model, not a curated record